Molecule: messenger RNA, 1417 nt
Organism: Culex quinquefasciatus (southern house mosquito)
Lineage: Eukaryota; Metazoa; Arthropoda; Insecta; Diptera; Culicidae
Exons: 4
Coding region: 90-1154 (354 amino acids)
Molecular function (GO): serine hydrolase activity
Source: RefSeq, a predicted model, not a curated record
CAGAGUCAUUCUUCAGUUUAUUUCUUCACGUUCUUCCACACCGGCAUCAGUCAGUGACCAAUCGCCUCGAGCAGCAUUUUAAGGAGGAUAUGCUGCACCUGUCCUACCGGCUAGUCUCGCGAGGCUUGAAGCACCAGCCCUGCUGUAAUCUCCGCACUUCCAGGUUUAACCAGCUCAGUACCGUCGGAUACGGCUGGCUGGCUGCGACAACGGCGGACCACAAUCAGGUCAUUCGGGGCAUCUGCUGCUCGACUGAUCAUCAACCACGGGCAAUCAGGAUGAGUUCGAGGAGUGCCAGUACGAAGGCGGGCGGUUGUGGUCCGAUUCGGAUACACAGCUUGACGAAGAAUCUGCACUUUUACAGUGGGUCGAGCAGGAAGUGGAACAAGGAUGCGAAGACGUUACGGUUGAGUGAACCGCUGGAGAAGCCGUUGGUUCUGCUGCUGUGCUGGCUGCAGGCUUCGGAGAAACAUCUGCGAAAGUUUGCCGAGUUCUACCAGGAGCAGGGCUUUGAAGUGUUAGUGGCGCACAUUACGCCGUGGCAGUUGAUGUGGCCGGUGUACGGGUCGCAGGCCGUGGCGGCCGAUAUCGUAAAGUUCCUGAAGAACAACACGCUCGAGCAGGGCGUCGUACUGCACGGGUUCUCUGUCGGAGGGUAUUUGUGGGGUGAGUGUCUUGUGAGGCUGGACCAAGAUGAAGACGGCAAGGCUACGCUGGGCAAGAUCAAGGGUCAGAUCUGGGAUAGUGCGGCGGAUAUUACGGAGAUCCCGGUCGGAGUACCGCAUGCCGUGCUACCAAAGAACCCAACUCUGCAAGGUGCUCUGCGAAGUUACAUCACCUACCACUUGAAGCUGUUCCACGAGGAAGCCACCCAGUAUUACGAAAAGUGCAACCGGCUGUACUUUUACGAGCCAGCUCGGUGUCCCGCCCUGCUGCUAGUCUCCAAGACCGACCCCGUUGGAACGGAGGCCGCCAAUCGGCGCCUGAUGGCCACCUGGGACUCGGUGGGCGUCAAGACCACCAUCAAGUGCUGGGACCGGUCGCCGCACGUGGGACACUUCCACCGGCACCGGGACGAGUACAUCGAGCAGGUGGUGAACCACCUCGGCUCGCUGGACAUUGCAGGUUAUACGGCGCCGAAGGCGAAGCUGUGAGCGGCGCAGACAAAUGGAUGUGGAAUUCUAAUUGAUUGUUUAGGUGGACACUAGCGCAAUCUGUUGCUCAAACGAGUAACUAAUUUUCAACUCGAGUGUGAGUGGAACCACAGACGAGUAGGUGGAGAUAUCUUUUCAAAUCCAUCUAUCAUCAAUUAUCCCUUUCAGAUUUUGAUAGGCCAUAUAUGACCCAAAAACCAAAAUUUUGAAAACUAGCCAAUAAUUUUCUUAUGGUCCUUAAAAUAAUUUGCCCAUCAUUAGAA